CCCGAAGCGCUGCCGCGCACCGAUCUCAUGGCGGUAAUAGAGUUCUUCCCGCCGCCGUCGCCGAUCCCGUCGGCGACGCUGCACCCCGUUGUCCGCUUCAACAUCUGUGACUGCUACGUCCGGCGCCCCGACCAGGCCGAACGCGUAAUCGGGACCCUCCUUGGCUCCGUUUCCGACGGCGUCCUUGAGAUCAAGAACUCCUACGCCGUCCUCCACAACGAGCCCGCCGACCAGGUUGCAUUAGAUGUUGAUUACCACAAUAACAUGUACAUGUCCCACCUAAAGGUGAAUCCCAAGGAAGUUACAGUUGGAUGGUUUUCAACUGGCUUUGGUGUUUCUGGUGGGAGUGCAUUGAUACAUGACUUCUAUGUAAAAGAACUUAAAGAAGCUGUUAAAUAAUUUAAAGAUACACAGAAUAUUCUUCCACCCAUUCAUCUUACAGUUGAUACUGGAUUAAGAAAUGGACAAGCUUCCAUAAAAGCUUAUAUACUUGUCAAUUUGUCUCUUGGAGAUAGGCCUCUUGCAGCGCAAUUUCAAGAAAUUCAUCUUGAUUUGAAGAUGAUUGAAGCAGAAAGAGUUGGAUCUGACAUCUUAAAGACUACUGUUACUGACAAGCUCCCCAAUGACUUGGAGGGAAUGGAAGCUUCAACAAAGAGAUUGUAUUCUCUGAUUGAUGAUAUCUACAAAUAUGUAGAUGAUGUUGUGGAGGGACGAGCGGCCCCAGAUAAUGAUAUUGGUAGAUUUCUUGCCAAUGAAUUGGCUUCCGUUCUGAAAAUUUCUGCAACUGAUUUUGACAAUGUUUUCAACAAAAUAAUUCAGGAUAAUUUUGCAUUGAUUUACCUGUCAAGCCUCAUUAGGACACAACUAAGCAUGGUAGAGAAGCUGAACAUGGCUGCUCAGAUAUUGUAACCUGUCCUCCAAUUUUGCAAAGAGGCUGCUAGUUCUUUUGUGCUGUUUCAGCUGAUAUUGACUGCUCUUGGAUUUUUUUUUCAGUGUGGUCGCCAUCGAUGGCCUUACAGUCAACAUAUGAGUUAUUAGUGAUAAUUUUGUAUUUUGUUUUCAACAUUUUCAAGAUCGGUUACCUCUCUGCCACAACUUUUGUAAUGGAUCAUUUUAAGAUUGUACCGAAUGUGCUGGUUUCAUGCCUAUCAUAACUAGCAAGCCAUGACGUUCGGCAUGUCUAUUUUUUCUGUAAUUUUCAUGUUGAAGGUAAAAUUGUUGUAGUGUUA
This is a messenger RNA of Musa acuminata AAA Group (dessert banana), 1229 nucleotides long. Its product is annotated as eukaryotic translation initiation factor 3 subunit F-like. Gene Ontology annotation, cellular component: eukaryotic translation initiation factor 3 complex, eIF3m. The transcript has 6 exons. Gene Ontology annotation, biological process: translational initiation. Lineage: Eukaryota; Viridiplantae; Streptophyta; Magnoliopsida; Zingiberales; Musaceae. The coding region runs from base 28 to 399 and encodes 123 amino acids. The record is from RefSeq and is a predicted model, not a curated record. Gene Ontology annotation, molecular function: metallopeptidase activity; translation initiation factor binding; translation initiation factor activity.